CUUCCUUUCACCUACUCCUAUCUCCCCAUCUGUGUCUCCGCACCUGGGUUCGCCUGCCCAACAUUCCCACUUAACAACAUUUACCCUAAGAAACCACAUUUAAAUUCCCUAGCUCCAGAUUUUAAUUUGGAUCUGGACCAAAUUGCACACACCCAUAAAUAUCAGGCCCUUAAACAGGCCAUUUUUGUGUCCAUCCAAAUCCAUGAAUGAUUUUGAUGGGGAGAUUUGGUGAAGGUAAUACAAAGUAAACUUUUUAGAAUAGCUCUAACAUCCAGGGUAAUGAGAGGGUUUGAAAAGUCAAAAGUCAACAAAAAACAAGCAUUCGUCAUUGAAACAUUCAUCCUCAGGGCACUCACCUGCCCUGAGGAUAUCACAGUUACUCACAGGAUGUGACAGAAAGAGUUUUUCGAAGACAGUUAAUAUGCAGAUGAUCAGCCAAACACUCACUGCAGCAGAGAGGACACAACCGGCAGCUCGUGGAAUUGGUGUUUUGGCCAGGCAACGACGGUGAUAUAAGGAUUUACUGGUGAGAUCUGCAUCGAUGAGCUCAAUCAAAGUUGCCAAGUAAGCACACACUUGCCUGACUCAGGAAGGUAAACAUGAAGGAAGCGUUCAAACUUACACCGAUACCAGGUGUCGAUAAAGGAGCCGAUCAAAAUGGACAUGAGACGAAAAAAGAAAAAGCACUGAGCGUUGGAUUUUUUCAGCUGUUCCGGUUUGCCACCAGGAAAGAAAUCGCUAUGAUGGUGGUGGGGAGUUUGUGUGCCUUCGUACAUGGCUCGGCGCCAUCUCUCAUGAUUUUAGUGUACGGUGAGAUGACUGACUCGUUUGUGAAUUAUGAACUUGAGAUCCAAGAACUCAAAGAUCCAAACAAGAUGUGCGACAACAACACCAUUUAUUGGAUCAAUGGCUCAGUUUAUGAAAAUGCUGAAAACACCGCUGUCUCCUGCGGGGCGGAUAUUGAAGCAGAGAUUACCAUAUUUUCAUUUUACUAUGUUGCACUUGGAUUAGUAGCCCUGAUUAGUACUUAUUUACAAGUUGCGUUGUGGGUGUCAGCCGCCGCGAGUCAGACUGACAGAAUCCGAAAGAUUUAUUUCCGAAAAGUCAUGCAAAUGGAGAUUGGAUGGUUCGACUGCAUCUCUGUUGGCGAACAGAACACUAGGAUCACUGAUGACAUGAACAAGAUCAACGAUUCCAUCGCUGACCAGGUGUCGAUCUUCAUUCAGAGGCUCUCCAUGUUUGUGUGUGGCUUCAUGGUUGGAUUCAUCAACGGCUGGAAGAUGACUUUGGUGGUCAUAGCUGUGAGCCCAUUGAUUGGUCUCGGUGCCGGACUCAUGGUUAUGGCUGUGUCCCAGCUGACUGGAAAAGGGAUGAAGGCCUACGCAAAGGCAGGGGCAGUGGCUGACGAGGCCCUGUCCUCCAUUAGAACAGUAGCAGCAUUUGGUGGGGAAGACAAAGAAGAAGAGAGGUACGACAGAAACCUUGUGGAAGCUCUGAGCUUGGGUGUGACAAAGGGCCUGGUCAUGGGACUGUUCCAGGGAUACAUGUGGGCAAUCAUUUUCUUAUCUUACGCUCUGGCCUUUUGGUAUGGAUCCCAAUUGGUCAUCGAGACCAAGGAGAUGACCCCUGGUGGCCUUUUUCAGGUAUUUUUCGGAGUGCUUCUUGGAGCUAUAAACCUGGGUCAGGCAUCAUCUUGCCUGCAGGCCUUUGCUACUGGUCGAGCAGCAGCAAAGAACAUCUUCGACACAAUUGAGCGGGAACCAAAAAUUGAUUGUUUCUCAGAUGAGGGUCACAUAUUAGACAAAGUGAAAGGUGACAUUGAGUUCCACAAUGUUACUUUCUUCUACCCGUCCCGGCCCGAAGUCAAGAUUUUAAAUAAUCUGAGCAUACAGGUCAAAGAAGGAGAAACCACAGCUUUUGUUGGGCCGAGUGGAUCUGGAAAGAGCACGGCAAUCCAACUCAUCCAGAGGUUGUAUGACCCAGAUGAAGGAAUGGUGACGUUGGACGGCCACGACAUCCGCACUUUAAACAUCAAGUGGCUCCGCUCCAUGAUUGGUAUUGUAGAGCAGGAGCCGGUGCUGUUUGCUACAACCAUAGCUGAAAAUAUCCGCUUUGGUAAACCAGGAGUCACCAUGGAAGACAUUAUCCAGGCAACAAAAGAGGCCAAUGCCUAUAAUUUUAUAAUGGCGCUGCCCCAGAGAUUCAGCACUUUUGUGGGUGAUGGUGGAGGCCAGAUGAGUGGAGGCCAGAAACAGAGGAUUGCUUUAGCUCGAGCUCUGAUCCGAAACCCUAAGAUCCUUCUGCUGGACAUGGCCACGUCCGCUUUAGACAAUGAGAGUGAAGCUGUUGUCCAGGAAGCACUGGAUAAGGUGCGCAUGGGCAGAACAACAAUUUCUGUAGCCCACCGUCUUUCCACGAUUAAAACUGUAGAAGUCAUCGUUGGCUUUGAGCAUGGGCGGGCGGUGGAGAAAGGAACGCACAGUGAGCUGCUGGAAAAGAAAGGUGUUUACUUCACCCUGGUCACCCUGCAGAACCAAGGCACACCCAGCCAAACUAAAGGUGAAGUCAGUCCUGCUCAGAGAGAGGAAGUUGAUGUGAAAAUGAGGAGUGGCAGCUGCAGCUCCAAUAAAAGGAGUUCUGUUCGUCUACGGUCUCACAGCACACUGUCAAGGCAUGAUGUCCCUGAUGCUUUAUCAGGCAGCCUCAGGAUAUUUCCCAGCAUGGAGAUUGAAAAAGAAUAUAGAGAUGAGAAUGAGGAUGAUGAAGAUGAAAAAGUGGAGCCUGCCCCAUUUGCACGUGUCCUUAAGUACAACCAACCAGAGUGGCCCUACCUGCUGCUGGGCGCGCUGGCAGCUGUUGUCAGUGGCGCCAUCGACCCCUUCUACUCUAUCUUGUUAAGCGAAAUUAUUGGUACUUUUUCCAUUCCCGACCAGAAUAAACAGAGGCAACAAAUCAACGGGAUAUGUGUUCUGUUUUGCAUCUUGGCUGUGACUUGUUUCUUUUCACACCUUAUAGAGAAAUAUGCUCUUUCCAAGUCCGGAGAGCUGUUGACCUGUCGUCUGAGGAAAGUGGGCUUCCAGACCAUGUUGCGUCAAGAGAUCGGGUGGUUUGAUGACCCUAGAAAUAGCCCAGGAACUCUGACAACCAGACUAGCCACUGAUGCAUCCAGGGUCCAGGGGGCAGCAGGUUCUCAGAUUGGCAUUGUCGUUUCUUCAUUGACCAGCAUUGGAGCAUCUCUGAUCAUUGCUUUUUACUUCAGUUGGAAGUUAGCUCUGGUAAUCACGUGCUUCCUGCCUUUUAUUGCGCUGUCUGGAGCAUUCCAAACCAAACUUCUGACGGGUUUUGCAAAUCGAGAUAUAAAGUCCAUGGAAGCAGCAGGGCAGGUGUCCAGUGAAGCUCUUUACAACAUCAGGACCAUUGCAGGCUUGGCCAAAGAGAGCUCGUUUGUGGAAUCAUAUGAGAAGAAAUUGGAGCCUUCAUUUAAAUCUGCCAUAAAGAGUGGCCACAUCUAUGGCCUCUGUUAUGGCUUUGCUGAAUGCGUCAUCUUCCUGUCGAAUGCUGCUUCCUUUAGAUAUGGAGGCUAUCUGGUUGUCGCUGAGGGUUUAUCCUACGACAUAAUUUUCAGUGUGAUUUCAGCUAUAAUGAUCAGUGCGACAUCAUUUGGCAGAGGAGCCACCUUAGCUCCAGAUUAUACCAAAGCCAAAAUCGCUGCUGCUCAGUUUUUCAAAAUGUUGGACAGAGUUCCAAAAAUCAGCUUAAGUCCCAAGAACGGAGAGAAAUGGGACAACUUCAGAGGGGAAAUUGACUUCCUCGACUGCAAGUUCACGUAUCCAACACGGCCAGAUAUCCAGGUUUUGAAAGGGCUGGUUGUGUCGGUGAAGCCUGGUCAGACUUUGGCGUUUGUCGGGUGCAGUGGCUGCGGUAAAAGCACCAGUAUUCAACUAUUGGAGAGGUUUUAUGACCCAGAUGAGGGACAAGUGAGGAUUGAUGGUCGCCUGUCUCAUAAAGUCAAUGUCCCGUUCAUAAGAGCUCAGAUUGGCCUAGUGUCCCAGGAGCCAGUGCUGUUUGACUGCAGUAUAGCAGAGAAUAUACAGUAUGGAGAUAACACGCGCAUCGUCAGCAUGGAGGAGAUUGUAGAAGCUGCUAAGAAAGCCUUCCUUCAUGACUUUGUAAUGACAUUACCAAAUAAAUACGAAACUCAGGUUGGUGCUCAGGGCUCCCAACUGGCAAGAGGAGAAAAACAGCGCAUUGCCAUCGCCCGGGCCAUCGUCAGGAAGCCCAAGAUCCUGCUCUUAGAUGAGGCGACCUCUGCACUGGACACAGAGAGCGAAAAGAUCGUCCAGUCUGCUCUGGAUGAGGCAAGAAAAGGACGAACCUGCAUCGUCAUCGCUCACAAGCUCUCUACCAUCCAGUCUGCUGACGCCAUCGCAGUGAUGUCACAAGGAGUCAUCAUAGAGCUCGGCACACAUGAUGAACUCAUGGCCAUGAGGGGCGCCUAUCAUAAACUGGUCACAACAGGCGCUCCUAUCAGCUAGGCACCUGAAGCCACUUAUGAUGAGCAUUGCAUUUUUAAAUAUAUAUAUUUGUACAGGCCUUAGAGUACUUUUAAUUACUGGCUUGUCAUGUUGUGGUGUCACACUGAAAAAGUCUUCGGUGCACUGAAAUUGUGUGUGUUACAAUACAAGUAAAGAUAUGGAAGCAUUUAAAGAAAAUAUAUAAAAAGAAAAUAUGAAAUAUUUACACAAUAUGUGCGUUCUGUACAUUGAGUAUUUAGUGCAAGCUUGGAUAUGUGUGAGUGUUACUGGUAUUGUAAUGAGUCCAGUCUGCUGACUCAGAGUGUCUGACACUCAAAGGGAGGAGUUGCAUGGCUGGAAGAGCCACAGACAGGAAUGACUUCCUGUGGUGCCCUGUGGUGCAUUUUGGUGGUGUCAGACUCCUGUGAGACAUUGUCCGGGACGGCAUGUAACUAAGACAACAUCCUCACGUCUGACAGCGCCGCCAGAGAGUCCAGCUCCACCCCCACUGCGUCACUGGCCUUGCGUACCAGUUUGUUGAGUCUGUUGGCGUCCGCAACCCUCACUCUGCUGGCCCAGCACACAAUAGCAAACAGGAGAGCACUGGCCACCACAGUCUUAUAAAACAUCCCCAGCAUAGUCCGGCAGAUGUUGAAGGACCUCAGGCACCUCAGGAAAUAGAGGCGGCUCUGGCCCUUCUUGUCAAGGCAAUCAGUGUUCUUAGCCCAGUCCAGCUUACGGUCUGUGAACACUCCCAGGUAUUCAUACUCCUCCACAAUGUCCACGCUGACCCCCUGGAUGGAAACAGGAGUCACCAGUGUCCUGACCCUCCUUAGAUCCACAACUAGCUCCUUUGUCUUUAUCCACCUGCAUAGCUGUGAGUUUCUCGCCCAGUAGAGCUGGCCUGAUGGUGUAGAUAGAAGACAGUCAGCUACUGAGCCAGAGGAGGUGUAAGGAGGAGGAGGAGGGGGAGCUUCCUCCUGUAGCUGUCCUUUACCUCCUUGACCUUGAUUUCCAGGUCCCUCUGAAUAGUCCUCAGGUUCUCCCUGUUGUCACCUCUGAUAACCCUCUUUCUCCUCGUUAAGGAUGGCUUAUAGAGAAGUGUCACAUACAGAGCUGGGCAAUAAAACAGUAUCAAUAACUGUCACAAUAUAAUUGUCCAAUGUAUAUAAAUGUAUUGCUUAUGCAUUGUACAAGCACAGUGAGGCAGUAUAACACAUAAUUGAUCUAUCGCAUGUGUGUUUAUCAAGUGUUUGUCACUGUCUGUCCAUAAAGAGUU
Limanda limanda (common dab) is the source of this 5793-nucleotide messenger RNA. RefSeq names its product ATP-binding cassette, sub-family B (MDR/TAP), member 11a (gene abcb11a). Gene Ontology annotation, molecular function: ATP hydrolysis activity; ABC-type transporter activity; ATP binding. The record is from RefSeq and is a predicted model, not a curated record. Gene Ontology annotation, cellular component: membrane. Lineage: Eukaryota; Metazoa; Chordata; Actinopteri; Pleuronectiformes; Pleuronectidae. The transcript is spliced from 28 exons. Gene Ontology annotation, biological process: transmembrane transport. The coding region runs from base 600 to 4535 and encodes 1311 amino acids.